Elephantulus edwardii (Cape elephant shrew) is the source of this 567-nucleotide messenger RNA. RefSeq names its product angiotensin II receptor-associated protein (gene AGTRAP). NCBI's taxonomy places the organism in Eukaryota, Metazoa, Chordata, Mammalia, Macroscelidea, Macroscelididae. The transcript is spliced from 6 exons. Gene Ontology annotation, cellular component: plasma membrane. Gene Ontology annotation, biological process: regulation of blood pressure; angiotensin-activated signaling pathway. The coding region runs from base 1 to 567 and encodes 188 amino acids. The record is from RefSeq and is a predicted model, not a curated record.
AUGGAACUGCCCGCGGUGAACCUGAAGGCGAUCCUGCUGGUUCACUGGCUGCUGACUACCUGGGGCGGCAUCACAUUCUCAGACAGCUAUGUCUGGGCAAAUUACGCCAUCUUGGCCUUGGGCGUGUGGGCUAUUGCUCAGAGGGACUCCAUCGACGCCAUAAGCAUGUUUCUCGGUGGCUUGGUGGUCACCAUCUUCCUGGACAUCAUCCAUAUUAGCAUCUUCUACCCUCUGGUAGUCUCCACCGACUCGGCCCGCUUUGGGGCUGGCAUGGCCAUCCUCAGCCUGCUGCUCAAGCCUUUCUCCUGCUGCCUCGUCUACCAAAUGUACCGGGAGCGUGGGGGCGAGCUCCUGCUCCAUGUCGGUUUCCUGGGACCCUCGUCCUCACAGGAACGUGGUGCAUACCAGACAAUUGGCGAACAGGAAGUGCCCAGCGACCCCUUUGCAGGUCCAGAAAGCAGGAAUCAGAUGCUGCUCUACAUGGGCCUCAGACAAGCCAUGCCCAAGCCUGGCAGCGUCAAGUCCCAGGAGCCGAGCGGUGUAGGGAUGAGGCAUCAGUGUUUCUGA